AGUUGGGAAUUGGGUGGCAAAUCCGCUAUCUUUGCGUAUAUAUACAUAUAUUCAAUUUCCAUAUUACGCAUUGGAUGAUUUCUGAUUUUUCUUACACAUAAAAAAUGAAGAUUGAUGUGGAAGUACUUUCAGAGGAAAUGAUCAAACCCUCAUCCCCAACCCCUGAACACCUUCGUCAUUACCAACUCUCUUUCCUUGACCAGAUUCAGCCCCCAAUUUUCAUGCCUUUGGUCAUGUUCUAUCCCAAAGAAAAUGAUGCUAGCAACUUAGAACGAUGUAACAGGAUAAAACAAUCUUUAUCCAAGGCCUUAUCCAUGUAUUACCCGCUAGCUGGGCGGAUCAAGGACAACGCCUUUGUUGAUUGCAACGACGAGGGUCUUUUCUUUGUGGAAGCUAAGGCUAGUUGCCAUCUUUCUGAUAUUCUUGAAAAUCCAAAUCCAAAUAACCACAACAAGUUCAUUCCUCUUGGGCUUGAUGAUGCCAAUGAGUUACCUGCUAUGGCACAAGUCACUUACCUUGAGUAUGGAGGGUUAGUAGUUUUCUUUGGGAUGUCACACAAGCUCGGUGAUGCCUUAUCGUUUUUCAUGUUCAUUGACUGCUGGGCAGCUUUUGCUCGUGGUGACACUGACAUAAUAAGUCCUAAGUUCGAUUCUGCUACCCUGUUCCCACCGAAGGAUAUAUCUGGAUUCCAGCCCAGGACUGGGAUUACAAAGGAGAAUUUGGUGGCCAGGAGAUAUGUCUUUGAUGCUUCAGCAAUAGCAGCUAUCAGAGCCAAAUAUAUAGAAAACAAAAGCAAAGAUGCCAGGCGCCCGACUCGCGUUGAAGCCUUAUCUGCCUUCAUAUGGAGCCGCUUUAUGGCUGCCACUCAAGAAAAAGUAGAUCAAGGAAAGCUCUACACAGUGAUUCAGGCUAUGAACUUACGUACAAGGAUGGAUCCGCCACUUUCAAAUAACUAUUUUGGGAAUAUCACUAGACCAGCGAUAGCAAUGCCAUCAAUGAACGAGGAAGAUAGACUUUAUGACAUUCUGAAUCAGAUGAGAGACGCAAUUAGGAAAGUGAAUGCCGAGUAUGUGAAGCAGCUUCAAGACACUGAUGAGCACUUGAAUUUCAUCAAAAGCAGGGCUGCAAGUGUAAUGAAGGGAGAGGUUGUCUCCUUCAGCUUCACCAGUUUGUGCAGGUUCCCUGUGUAUGUAGCUGACUUUGGGUGGGGAAAGCCCGUUUGGCUUGGCUCUGCUCGCUUGCCUUUCAAGAAUCUGUGUUCUUUCUUUGAUACCAAAUAUGGAGAUGGAAUUGAGGCAUGGAUCAACUUGAAAGAGGAAGACAUGGGUAAACUUGAAGCUGACAAGGAGUUCCUUUCGUAUGUUUCUCCUACUUCUAAUGUGAAAGUUUCCGGGUUUUAGGUAUAGAAAAAGGUAAUCAAAAGUGGUUUCAUAGGCACUGAAAUCUGAAAAUCCAAUGGGCCAAACAGAAAAAUAAAAAGUUUAUGGUACUAGUUUAAUUUAUCAUUUCUUUGUCUGUAAGUGUGAAAAAGUUUUUAUUUUAUCUCUUAAUUUCCUAGUUUCUUGUACUUGUACUGUUGUGUUUGUUUCUAAAUGAAAUUCUUUAUGUUUUCAUUUUCCAUCAACGUCAAUUAUGAGACUCUUGACUA
This is a messenger RNA of Durio zibethinus, 1648 nucleotides long. Lineage: Eukaryota; Viridiplantae; Streptophyta; Magnoliopsida; Malvales; Malvaceae. The record is from RefSeq and is a predicted model, not a curated record.